This is a messenger RNA of Daucus carota subsp. sativus, 900 nucleotides long. Its product is annotated as SUN domain-containing protein 1. Bases 1 to 900 code for a protein of 299 amino acids. NCBI's taxonomy places the organism in Eukaryota, Viridiplantae, Streptophyta, Magnoliopsida, Apiales, Apiaceae. The record is from RefSeq and is a predicted model, not a curated record. Gene Ontology annotation, cellular component: nuclear envelope. Gene Ontology annotation, molecular function: protein-membrane adaptor activity. The transcript is spliced from 2 exons.
AUGUCCACCGAACUUUCCAGAGAUUCCGACUCCAGGGCAACCACGAAACCCUACCAGACUAGCCGAAAAGGUGGCGUGUCCGUCAAGCCACAGUGGAAGAGCCACGUGGUGCCUCUAGUUGUACUUGCUGGCGUAGUGCAGAUUGCAUGCAUGCUUUAUUUGAGCAGGGCAAGUGUGAGCGAAAGAGAGGUGAAGUAUUUGAGUGAAAGAGAGGUGUUGUCAAGACACGAGUUUGAUGAGGUUUUCGAGAAGUAUAAGAAGGCUAAAGAAGACGCGGAGAAUAAUCAGGUGAGGAUGGUGGCGAGGGGGGUUGUUAUGGGAGAGAUUGAGAGGCAUAGCGCGGAUGGGAUUGGGAGGGUGGAUUAUGCAUUGGCGUCGGGGGGAGGGCGUGUGACGAGGCAUUCCAAGGCUUCAGGUGGUGUUUGGUUUUCGGGGAUUGGUUGGAAUGGGAUUCAUGUGGAUUCGGUUAAGAUGUUGAGACCGAGUUUUGGUGAGCCUGGUGAUUGUUUUGCUCUCAGUGGGAGCAGUGGCUUCGUCGAGAUUAAGCUCAGGAGAGCUAUCGUUCCUGAGGCUGUUACAUUAGAACAUGUUGCCAAGAGUGUUGCUUACAGUAGGUCCAGUGCUCCAAAGGACUGUAUGGUAUCUGGAUGGUUCAGAGGACGAGAAAUGGAUUCAGAUGCUGCUGAGAAAAAGUUUCCUCUGGCCAAGUUCACCUAUGACCUUGAAAAGAGCAAUGCUCAAACUUUUAAUGUAUCAGAACCAGCAGGCUUAGGCAUCGUUGACAUGAUAAGGCUAGACUUCACGUCAAACUAUGGAAGCGCUUGUCAUACUUGCAUAUAUCGUUUCAGGGUUCAUGGUCACAAACCUGAUUCAUCUAUUCCCGUGGCAAAGAGGUUUUAG